CAGGGCCCGGCUAGAAGCCUUCUCUGACAACAGCGGGAAGCUACAGCUCUCUCUGCAGGAGAUCAUAGAAUGGCUGACAGCCAAGGACGAGGAGCUGUCGGAACAGCUGCCCAUAGGAGGGGACGUGGGGGCUGUCCAGCACCAGAGGGAGUUCCAUCAGGCAUUUAUGGAGGAUGUCAAGUCUCGCGGGCCCUUUAUCUACUCUGUCUUGGAAUCGGCCCAGGCCUUUCUGGCACAACACCCCUUCCAGGAACCUGAGGAGACCCUGACUGACGGAAAAGAGGUGUCUCCCCGUCGGCGGAUUUUGAAUGUGAGCCGAUCUGUAUGGAAGCAGGCAAACGUGGCCAGUGACCUGUGGGAAAAACUAACGGCACGCUGUGUGGACCGGCAUAGACACAUGGAGAGAACACUGGAGCGUCUUCUGCAAAUCCAGGCAGCCAUGGAGGAGCUGGCAAGGGCCCUGGAGCAAGCAGAGGGGGUCAGAGAUGCCUGGGAGCCCGUUGGCGAUCUCUUCAUCGACUCUCUGCAGGACCACAUAGACGCCACCAAGUUAUUCAAGGAGGAGCUGACCCAGGUGAAGGAGGGCAUGAAACACAUUAAUGAUCUUGCUCACCAGCUGGCCAUCUCUGAUGUCCAUUUGUCCAUGGAGAAUGCCCGUUCCCUGGAGCAUCUCAACAACAGAUGGAAAGUGCUUCAGGGAUCCAUAGAGGAGCGGCUGAAGCAGCUCCAGGAUGCACACAGAGAUUUUGGCCCCGGAUCGCAGCACUUCCUCUCCAGUUCAGUGCAGAUACCGUGGGAGCGAGCGAUCUCCCCAAACAAAGUGCCCUACUACAUCAACCAUCAGGCCCAGACAACGUGCUGGGAUCAUCCAAAGAUGACAGAACUGUACCAAGCGCUGGCGGAUCUGAACAAUAUCAAGUUCUCGGCGUACAGGACGGCCAUGAAGCUGCGACGGGUUCAGAAGGCUCUGAAAUUGGAUUCGGUGGCAGUGAGCAGCCUCACGGAAGUGUUUCGGGACCAGGAACUGCAGCAGGCGGAGCACGUGAUGGAUGUCGUGGAGGUGAUUCACGGUCUAACAGCUCUGUACGAAAAGCUGGAGGAGGAGCGGUCCGUCCCAGUCAACAUUCCGCUCUGUGUUGAUAUGUGUCUCAACUGGCUGCUCAACGUUUAUGACAGCGCUCGAAAUGGCAAAAUGCGAGUUCUCAGCUUCAAGAUGGGAUUGGUGAGCUUGUGCAAUGCGGACGUCCAGGAGAAGUACAAAUUCUUUGACAGCUCCUCCACCACUCUGACAGACUUAAAUAUCUCAACAACAGUGGCGGCUACUGGAGGUGCGACAGACCAGCGUCACCUGAGCCUGCUGCUUCAUGAAGCCAUCCAGAUUCCCCGCCAGCUCGGAGAAGUCGCCGCUUUCGGUGGCAGCAACGUGGAGCCAAGUGUUCGAAGCUGCUUCCGCAUGGCCCCAGGGAAACCUGCCAUCGAGGUGUCUCACUUCCUGGAAUGGAUGAGCCUUGAGCCCCAAUCAAUGGUUUGGCUUCCUGUCCUGCACCGUGUAGCUGCUGCAGAGUCCACCAAGCACCAGGCCAAAUGUUAUGUCUGCAAACAAUGUCCCAUUAAAGGCUUCAGGUAUCGCAGCUUGAAGCAGUUCAAUGUGGACAUCUGCCAGACAUGUUUUCUCACUGGCCGAACAACCAAGGGAAAGAAGCUGCACUACCCCAUCAUGGAGUACUACACCCCGACAACCUCGGGGGAAAAGAUGAGGGACUUUGCCAAGACUCUGAAGAACAAGUUCAGGUCAAAGCAGUACUUUACAAAGCACCCACAGAGAGGUUACCUGCCCGUGCAAUCUGUGCUGGAAGCUGAGAGCUCAGAGACUCCGUGCUCGUCACCCAGGCUCCCCCAUGCAGACACACACAGCAGGAUCGAACAUUUCGCAAGCAGGGAUGAAGAUCAGUACCUCCUGCGUCACUCCAGCCCAGCCCUGGAUCAGGACUCCCCCUGCGGGCAGCAUAUGCUGCUGGCCCACCUGGAGCACCAGGACAAGGAGCAGCUCCAGCGCACCCUGGCCCGCCUGGAGAACGAGAACAGGGUGCUUCAAGGCGAAUACAAGCGGCUCAAGUGGAAGCACGAUGAAGCAACUUCGGUUCCCAUGCUGACCGAGGCUGGAGAGAGCUGCCUGGGGUCCCCCACAGCGGGAGAGCAGCAAGAUGAAGAGUUGCUGGCUGAGGCCCGGGUCCUCCGACAACACAAAACACGACUGGAGACACGAAUGCAGAUCCUGGAGGACCACAACAAACAGCUGGAGUCCCAGCUGCGCAGGCUCAGGGAGCUCCUGCUACAGCCCAAAGACGAUUCGGAGGCCAACGGAUCGGAACCGUCAACACUGUCUUCACCUGUGUCGAGAUGGGGUCAACAUGGCGAGCCGGCCAGCAGGGAGACCACGGACACUGAAGCGGCAGGAGAUGAUCUGGAGCACGAGCAGGACACGGUGCUGCAGCUCCAGGAGGUCAUUGAGCAGCUGAGAAAUGUCUUUCCCUCAGAACCGGGCACCACCUCACACAUCUAA
Messenger RNA from Menidia menidia (Atlantic silverside), 2563 nucleotides. The record is from the annotation of a GenBank genome assembly. Lineage: Eukaryota; Metazoa; Chordata; Actinopteri; Atheriniformes; Atherinopsidae.